Messenger RNA from Cebus imitator (Panamanian white-faced capuchin), 3661 nucleotides. Its product is annotated as aldehyde oxidase 4-like. The record is from RefSeq and is a predicted model, not a curated record. Gene Ontology annotation, molecular function: FAD binding; oxidoreductase activity; iron ion binding. NCBI's taxonomy places the organism in Eukaryota, Metazoa, Chordata, Mammalia, Primates, Cebidae. The transcript is spliced from 26 exons.
UCCCACUGCACUCCAGCCUGGCAACAGUAUUGCCCCCAUUGAGAAAACAUGCGGUAGAUGACAUCACUACUCAACUCAUACUCUGUAAGCACACCCACAAACAAAACUCUGGCCCAAGGUGCAGGAAGGCAUCUGUUAUUGUCAUCUUUCUAAUAAUGGAUGAAUAGGAAGAGAUGGCUGAUGGGCAACACACGUUGUGCAGGCCAGCUCCCACUUAGGCUUGAUGAUCUUUAAAACAUCUUAUAGGGCCAUGGCUGGAAUUUUCAUAUUGGAUCAAUUUAUUCAGAAAAACUAAACUGGAAAUAAAGAAAGUAAUAAAUUUCAGAUAUCUGUGGUUGAUAUGUGCUAAAAUGUAUGGCAUAUAUGACUGUAUACAUGACUGGGAAAAAGGAUUUGAUACUUCAUAUUUUUGAAUAAAGCAAGCUGCUGGAAAUAUCUUUAUCUUUGGGUUUUGUCAUUCUAAGUAAAUAUGAAAAGAGGAGAUAUAUUUAAAAGACUGUUUGCAUGCAACCUCCUCUGGUUACAGCUUCCUUGAAGCUGAUAUCUCACUACCAUGUUUUCAGGGGUGACGACAGGUACAGGAUACAGCCUGGCCCAGUUGAAUGAUGCCUUACAUUUGAUCAUUUUGGAGCAACCGAAGGAGAAGACUAAGACCCAUCAAACUCUUCUGAAGCAUCUGAGGACACUUGCAAGAGCCCAGAUUAUGAAUAUGGCCACUUUAGGAGGACAUAUGGUGCGUCGGCCUAAUUUUUCUGACCUAAACCCCAUUUUAGCAGCAGGAAAUGCUACCAUCAAUCUGAUAUCUAAAGAAGGACAACAGCAGAUUCCUUUAAAUGGCUCUUUUCUUGAGAGAUCACCUGAGGCCAACUUGAAAUCAGAAGAGAUUAUGCCGUGUGUUUAUAUUCCCUAUUCUACUCAGUGACACUUUGUGUUUGGACUCUGCGUGGCCCAGCGUCAAGAGAAUGCAUUUGCUAUUGUCAAUGCUGGGAUAAGCAUGAAGUUUGAAGAUGGCACAAACACAAUCAAGGAAUUUCAAAUGUUCUAUGGAAGCUUGAGCCCCGCCAUUGUCUCUGCAAGCCAAACCUGCAAGCAGCUCAUCGGGAGGCAAUGGGAUGACCAAAUGUUGAGUGAUGCCUGCCAGUGGGUCCUGGAUGAGAUCUACAUCCCACCAGCAGCUGAGGGUGGCAUGAUGGAGUACAGGCGAACCCUCAUCAUCAGCACCCUCUUCAAGUUCUACCUGAAAGUGAGGUGAGGACUGAAUCAAAUGGAUCCCCGUAAGUUUCCCAACAUCCCAGAAAAGUUCAUGAGUGCUCUAGAAGACUUCCCCAUAGAAUCACCCCAAGGAAUUCAGAUGUUUCAGUGUGUGGAUCACUACCAACCCCCACAAGAUCCAGCUGGACACCCAGUCAUGUACCAGUCGGCCAUUAAACACACCACAGGGGAAGCUAUAUACAUUGAUGACAUGCUAUGCAUUGACCAAGAACUCUUUCUGGCUGCAAUCACCAGCAUCAGAGCUCAUACAAAGAUCACAUCAAUUGAUAUCUCAGAAGCCCUGGCACUUCCAGGUGGUGUUGAUGUGAUAACAGCAGAGAAUGUUCCAGGAGAUAAUAAGUAUCAAGGAGAGGUUUUCUGUGCACAGAAUGAGGUAAUUUGCAUGGGCCAGAUCGUCAGCAUUGUGGCCGAUGAUACCUAUGCUCAUGCAAGAGAGGCUGCUAAGAAAGUGAAGAUUGCUUAUGAAGACAUAGAGCCAAGGAUUAUCACAAUAGAGCAAACCCUAGAGCACAAUUCAUUUCUUGUUGUUGAGAAAAAAAUUGAGCAAGGAAAUGUAGAGCAAGACUUUAAAUAUGUCGCCCAAAUCAUUGAAGAUGAGGUCCAUGUGGAAGGACAGGAACAUUUUAACAUGGAAACAUUAUCUAUCCUGGCUCUCCCAAAAGAAGAAGAUAAAGAAAUGGCGUUACACCUUAGAACACAGUAUCCAAACUACAUGCAGGAAUGUGUGACUACAGCACUGAACAUCCCGAAGAGUAGAAUCGCCUUCCACAUGAAAAGAGCCAGAGGAGCGUUUGGAGGGAACGUGACCAAGCCGGCUCUGCUAGGAGCUGUCAGUGAUGUGGCCGCCAACAAAACUGGCCAUCCAAUCCGGUUUAUCCUAGAUUGUGGUGAUGACAUGCUGAUAACUGCUGGCUGCCACCCACUCCUCGGAAAAUACAAAAUUUGAUUCAUGAACAAUGAUGUAAUGAAAGCUGCUGAUGUCAAAUAUUACGUCAAUGUUGGGUACACUCCUGAUGAGUCCGAGAGGAUGGUAGAGUUCAUUGUGCUGAAAUCUGAAAAUGCAUACCAUAUUCCUAAUUUCCAAUGCUGGGGUAGGGCUUGCAAAACAAAUUUGCCAUCCAACACAGCCUUUUGAGGAUUUGGCUUUCCUGAGGGUAUGGCGGUAGUCGAAGCCUACAUAACUGCUGUGGCAUCUCAAUGCAACUUACCCUCUGAAGAGGUUAGAGAAAUAAACAUGUAUAAGAGAAUUAGCAUAACAGCCUUUAAGCAGACAUUUAAUCCAAAGCCCUUGCGAAGACGCUGGAAAGAAUGCCUGGAGAAACCUUCGUUCUAUGCUAGGAGACUGGCUGCAGAGGAAUUUAACAAAAAGAAUUACUGGAAGAAGAAGGGGCUUGCCAUAGACCCUGUGAAAUAUUCCAUUGGGAUUCCUAUAGCUCACAAAACUCAGGUGGCUGCUCUAGUUUACAUCUAUCUCGAUGGCUCUGUCUUGGUGACUCAUGGUGGCUGUGAACUGGGACAAGGUCUGAACACCAGAAUGAUUCAGAUGGCUAGUCACAAACUCAACAUCCCCCAGUCAUACAUACACCUGUCCGAAACAAGCACCGUCAUGGUGCCCAAUGCCGUCUUAACAGCAGGAUCAGUGGGGACAGACAUCAAUGGAAAGGCUGUGCAGAAUGUCUGCCAAACUCUUAUGGCUCGUCUUCAUCCCAUCAUCAGGAAAAACCCUAAAGGAAAAUGGGAGGAUUGGAUUGCAAAAGCCUUUGAAAAAUCCAUCAGUCUCUCAGCUACCGGAUAUUCCAAGGGCUACCAGACAAAUAUGGACUGGGAAAAGGAGGAGGGUAAUGCUUUCCCGUAUUAUGUUUGUGGAGCAGCCUGUUCUGAGGUUGAAGUCGACUAUCUCCCGGGGGCUCAUAAGCUUUGUAGGACCAACAUCAUCAUGAAUGCUGCUUUCAGCAUAAACUCAGCCCUGGAUAUUGGACAGAUUGAGGGAGCAUUUAUUCAAGGCAUGGGAUUCUGUACCACAGAAGAACUGAAAUGCUCCCCAGAAGGUGUGCUUUAUUCUCGGAGUUCAGAUGACUACAAAAUCCCCACUGUCACUGAGAUACCAGAAGAGUACUGUGUCACUUUGGUGUGUUCCCGAAAUCCCAUAGCCGUCUACUCAUCCAAGGGAUUAGGUGAGGCUGGAAUGUUCUUGGGGUCCUCCAUGUUGUUUGCCAUAUACGACGCAGUGGCUGCUGCCCACAGAGAGAGGGGGCUGACCAAGACCUUCGUCCUGAGUAGCCCAGCAACCCCUGAAUUGAUUUGGAUGACUUGUGUGGAUCAGUUCACUGACAUAAUUCCCAGAGAUGACCCUUCAAUAUUUACACCUUGGCCCGUCUGUGUUUCUUAA